CGUGGGAGCCUUACGUCGGCACUGCGUAAGAGACAGUUACAUCAGAGCCUUGGCGGCUAGUUAUUACUUCCGUGUAAACCGUGGUUGGCAGCGCACACGAAGCUUAUCAGACAAUUUCCUCACAAAGCUCCACUAAAUCAACGUAGAGUCAACAUGUCAUCUUACGAAGAAGGGAAUGACUCGAAGUUGAUGCGGAAAGUAAAGGAGAAUCCCUUUGUUCCAGUGGGAAUGGCUGGAUUUGUUGCCAUUGUUGGACACCAGCUGUAUAAAAUGAAAAAUCGGGGUGACACAAAAAUGUCAGUUCACCUGAUCCACAUGCGUGUUGCUGCACAAGGCUUUGUGGUUGGAGCCAUCACAAUAGGAGUCCUGUAUUCAAUGUACAACCAGUACAUUAGGCACCCCAAUCAAGAGCAGAACACCGACAAACACAAGUGAACACGAUUCUUACAAUCAGAUUUUCGUGUCUUUUAAUACUCUGUCAUUUGUAGAUGUGCAUUCAGAAGCUAAACAAUGACUAAACACCAACCAAUCGCAGAACAUUCUUCAAAGUAGAACAUCAGUGGCCACCACGAGCUUCCGGGUGUAAUAUUUAGUGCUUAUUGUAGCCCUCUGUGUUUGCCCCUGCAAGCAUAGCUGGGGGAAUGCUUGUGAGGAAGUUGCCAAUACUGAUAUUUGUUUCUCUUGUUAGAGUUAAAUAUAUAAAACUAAAUUAUUAGCAGAUAAAUUUAUUACCGUAUGUAUGGCAAGGCAAAGCCCGACUUUAGUAAUGACCAUAAACAGCAGAUUCUGGAAUUCAUAUUUAUUUUCUCGUUAUUAAAAAAAACAGCUUCAUUUUUUUACAAUGUAAUUUAUGUUUUACCAAAUUAAAAACAUUGGCAUUUUAGCUUGUUCUUUUUUGCUCUUGUUUUCGUCCCUAAGGCUCCCUAAGAAAAUAUUUAACAGAUGUCUUCUCAAUGACAUAGGAAGAACUUAAUAUAUAUAUUUUUUUGGUUUUAGAUCAAGAUGCCUGUAGAAAAAAUUGAUUUUUAUUCAAGACAAUCUUAUGUACUGUAACAAGGUUUUUAAUUAUUGGUAUUUUCUCAUUUUUUGCUUCUGUUUGUUUUGAAUACAGUGCAACUGGCUUAGUACUUAAUUACUGCUUUAAUGUAGCUAAUUAUUAUUCUUUAGAAGUACAUAGAAUGCUAUUUGUAAAACUCACCUUCAUUUCCUGAAACAAAACUGAAUCUCAGCUGUGUAUUCCCCUGUAGUGUGCUUUAACUGAAGCAGUUUUUCUUAGUUUCAUACUGUAUACUCUUGGCAGCUACAGAAUGGAACUUCUACAGUUUCAAAAUUUUCACUUUUUUCUUUCAAUAAAUAAACUCUUUGGCUUCC
Girardinichthys multiradiatus is the source of this 1371-nucleotide messenger RNA. RefSeq names its product HIG1 hypoxia inducible domain family, member 1A (gene higd1a). The record is from RefSeq and is a predicted model, not a curated record. Bases 154 to 435 code for a protein of 93 amino acids. Gene Ontology annotation, cellular component: mitochondrion. Lineage: Eukaryota; Metazoa; Chordata; Actinopteri; Cyprinodontiformes; Goodeidae. Gene Ontology annotation, biological process: mitochondrial respirasome assembly. The transcript has 4 exons.